This is a messenger RNA of Didymella exigua CBS 183.55, 762 nucleotides long. RefSeq lists its product as uncharacterized. The transcript has a single exon. The coding region runs from base 84 to 662 and encodes 192 amino acids. Lineage: Eukaryota; Fungi; Ascomycota; Dothideomycetes; Pleosporales; Didymellaceae. The record is from RefSeq and is a predicted model, not a curated record.
CGGUCUUCGACGCUCAACACAGACAGUAAAGGGUGGGAGCAGUGCGACGUGUUUGCGAGCACGCAUGAAAGGGCUGCUGCUGCAUGGCGAUAUCUGAGGUGGUGCAGGGCGCUGGGGUUCCUUUGUGCGCCGCAGCAGUUCGCCAGGCACGGCUUGGGGUGGGUGCAUGCAAGAAUAGAUUAAGUUCUGCGCCACGAUCCGGGACAGGUUCGGGCGAGCAGUCAGCUGCGAAAGAGGCAAGAGGGUGCAGAUGGGCUCUCCAACACGCAGAGACCCCUCUACCCGCCCACGCGCUGAUCGUCUGCGUUUCCCCACUGUCCUCCGGCUGCAACACCAUCAACAAGCGAGCAGAAAAGCGUUUGAACGCUGUCUUUGUGUUCGCUGUCUGCAUCCUUCAUCCGCGUGCACAACGGAGCGGGGCGAAGACGAAACACGCGCGGCUUCCACAGCGUGAACCAGGGCCUGGCUCAACAGCGCCCGGCACCUCAUCUCCCACGCCUGUCCUGAGACCGUCUCCUUCUCCACACGGGCGUCUUCACUGCUCUUUGUCGCCAUUUUUGCAUCUUCGUAUCGCAACCUUCGUCACUCGCUGUUUAUCUUGGAUUGUCUUUUCAGGCUCCGUUGGCCGUCGCCGCUUCCUCCUCCUUGCUCUCGUAUAUUAGCGCGCUUGCCUCCUUGACCACCGUUCCUUCUCUGUCCGUCCUCGAUCAACACCGCGGACUACCUGUCGCACAGCGUUUAUCAUCCCUUUGCCAGCCAGCG